This is a messenger RNA of Stylophora pistillata, 1771 nucleotides long. Its product is annotated as G patch domain-containing protein 11. The record is from RefSeq and is a predicted model, not a curated record. Lineage: Eukaryota; Metazoa; Cnidaria; Anthozoa; Scleractinia; Pocilloporidae. Gene Ontology annotation, cellular component: kinetochore. Gene Ontology annotation, molecular function: nucleic acid binding.
GAACUGCACAAAUUUCAGACAAAAUUUCAAAAUGGCGGACGAAGACGAGGAAGAUUAUAUGUCCGACAAAUUUUUGCUAAAUACAGCGGAUAACAACCCAGGUUUGAUUCCAGAUAAGAUAGCAAAGAAGUAUAAAAAAGAGAUGAAACAUCACGAGUUGAAUCAGCGGAACAAAAUAAAACCGAUGAGAGAAAGGGAGAUGGAACAUCGUGAGCAAGGUCUCUCGAGUGCUUUAGACAGCAGUAAUAAAGGGUUCGCUAUGCUACAGAAAAUGGGAUUCAAACAAGGAAUGGGCUUGGGAAAAGAAGGGACAGGGAGAGCUGAACCAAUACCUUUGACUAUCAAAGCAGAUCGCGGAGGCCUUGGGCGUGAAAUGCUCUUGAAGAGACAGAGAGAGGUAAAGGAAGCUUUGAAACAUGAAACGGCAAAGAAAAGAAUGAAGACCGAGGAGAAGCAGAGGGACAGUUUUAGAAGGCACAUGAGUGGCAAGUUUGCUGAGAGGCAAACAUCAAGUGACUUGUAUAAGAGCCAGAAAGCAUGUGAACAAUUAGAUAAAUCAAAGGAAUUGCCUUGUGUUGAGAUGUGGUUUUGGCCAGAGGAGAAAACUAAGGAGGAUGACGAUGAGGAAGAAGACAAAGAAGAAGAAGAUGACGAGGAAGAAGAACUGGAGCCAUCAGAGAAGCUUGUGCACUUGACAAUGUACUUGAGAAGAACUCAUCAAUACUGUAUUUGGUGUGGAACCAAAUAUGAUGAUGAUCAGGACAUGGCCCACAACUGUCCGGGAGAUUCAGCUCAAGAUCACGAGUGACAAAGUUGGAGCGAAAAGAGAACAAACCAGCAUAUGUCGUGGAGUCCAUCGUAUUUGUGUAAAGAUUUUCGUUAAGACGACCUUUUGGAACGAACAGUAACAAAUGUUACGACCAGAUACCGAUUUUCGUUGUUUACGCCUGAAUGGAUAAUCACGAAAGUCGAUUAUAACCGAUCACUGGCGAGCAGGAACCGAUGGCGUUUUGCGACUAUAAUCGAGAGGCGAUUGUUCACGAAAAUAAUCGUACGGCUAGUGACUGCUAGACUCAAGGGAUGGUGAAUGAAAAGAUAGGGCUCAUGAGGUAUCUAGUGACAAUGGACAAAUUAAAAAUGAUUUGCCCUAGACAAUAAUUAACUUAGAUUUAAGAUAUCAGUCUCCUUUUCUCCAUGUAAAACCUGUGCUCGGAAACGUAUAUUAGGAAUGAUGAAUGACAUCGUUUUUCUUGUCAACUUUUGAGUCCAUUUCGAAAUCGUACCAGCUUUAGGGGAGAGGGACAAAAGGCUCUCAACCCCACCCUUCUUAGGAAUGAAGAGAAAAGUCUUUAACUUUUACACGUGACAUCCAAGCCAUAAGUGCCAAGGGAUAACAUCACGACGAGGUAGGGAGCAGUGCCGGACAGGUCUUCAAAAGCUUCACGGAACCUUUUUCGGGUCACAUACUAGCGUUCGGCCGGGAUCGUGGGUACGAAAUCAAAGUACUUCAUUGUUCACAUAAAGAGUUUUAUCACCAGGAGUCUCAUCAAUGUUUACAUGAAAACUAAUCCCUGUCUCACUGAUCCGUGUCGACCGUGGUCUGGUUGAAGAUUGCAUUUGAAGAAUUGAUUAUGUUCAGAACCUUGAUUCAUUUCGAACCUUCGUUGUAAAGUCAACUUUAACCAACAUCUUUAAGUUGAAGCCCAGGCGAUUUCAUCAAAUUACUAUAAACUUCACAGACAUCUAAGAAUAAAUGCGAAAGAUGUUCUUA